Messenger RNA from Funneliformis mosseae, 677 nucleotides. The record is from the annotation of a GenBank genome assembly. NCBI's taxonomy places the organism in Eukaryota, Fungi, Glomeromycota, Glomeromycetes, Glomerales, Glomeraceae.
UUUCUUCUGUUUCUUCUUCACUUUCUGUUAAUUGUAACAGAUCUGUAAUUUCGAUCUUUUUGGAAGACAAGUUAUGUUUCGUUGGUGUAUAUGUUAACAUACUGCUGUCUGCAGUAUUGAAAUCUUCAGCAUCUUUAGAUCUUGAUCAAUUAGUAUAUUCUUUAAUCAAUAUAUCCAAUUUGCCUACUGCAAUUUUACAAAUCACAAAGCCUGGAAUUACGCAGCCUGAAGAAAGAUCACUAGCUCGUCUUUGGCAUGAGGAAAUAAAAUGCCUUUUCCUUCGAUGCAGGAAUCCAUCAGACGCAGCUAUCGAAAGUCUUAUUGUCAAAAUAUUUAACUAUGAGCUAUAUAGUUCACUGCAAAAGUUACAAGAAUUUAAAGAAAUACGAACAAGAGAAAGACAAAUGACUGCGCCAACGAACUUGGAAUCGAAGAAUUUAUAUCUAGAGAUUGCUGAAAAAAUAUUGAACAGAUAUUUAAAGGGUACUAACAUUAACAAACUCAAAAGAUGUGGGAUAAUGGAACGACUUGCAUUAAUGAUUAGAGAAGCAUUUAAGGUACAUUAUAUUUUUUACAACACCAAGGCCAUCAAAGAACUUGAUAAUAUUACAGUAGAUUGUAUGGUGCCAAGUAGAUCCAAAAAAAAUAUCGCCUCAAAACUUUCGUUGGUAGAAUAG